Messenger RNA from Fomitopsis serialis, 1453 nucleotides. RefSeq lists its product as uncharacterized. The transcript is spliced from 4 exons. The record is from RefSeq and is a predicted model, not a curated record. Gene Ontology annotation, molecular function: protein binding. NCBI's taxonomy places the organism in Eukaryota, Fungi, Basidiomycota, Agaricomycetes, Polyporales, Fomitopsidaceae. Bases 103 to 1278 code for a protein of 391 amino acids.
CGCGACGUGUUACUUAGUCUGACACCUCUAAACUCACCCGAGUCAUAUCUGAGAACGUCGGAGGACGUUCUGCAUAUCAACCGUGGAGGGAAGUACCGGUUCAUGGCUGAGAGCGUUGACGGUGAAGACAGGCUGUUGGAAGGCCACGCUUUGGAAGUGCAGAAGUGCUUCAGACCACCCAUCUACUCAUGUGAUACAUAUCCGCAAUUUCCGCAGGAACUGAUUGAUCUUAUCUGCGAGUUCCUGCGGCUGGAUCCUUUCACGUUAACGAGGUGCUGCCUCGUUUGCCACGCUUGGUAUCAGGCUGCGCGGCACCUCUUCUGGCACGAAAUGCUCUGGCUGUUCAGCCGUGAGGCCUUGGAUGACUUCGCGCACACGCUCAUCUCAAAAGGCAACCGAUCGUACGGCAAAAAUUUCGAUAAUUUGCAUAUAUGGGAGGAUCCUCGGCGGCCGAUUGCGCACAUCUGGCCGAUGCGCAUCCCCGGAUAUCUUCUGCCACGGGCGAAGGUGCUAGAGCUGUGCAACUUCGAUUGGGCCGCGACCAGACCGCACGAUCUGUUCUUUCGCUUCCUCUCGUACUACACCAGCAUCACCACUCUGGAAAUCAAGCAGAGCCGUUUUCGCGAUGCGACGCAGCUCCGUAGGAUCUUCAACGCGCUUCCGAGCCUCGAAACCCUCGUUCUCCAUGGCGUUACGCUGCAGCACCCACUCACGCCGGGAUCGGCGCCCAGCUUCGUUUCUUCGCGACGCAACAAGCUCACGACACUCCGUUUUUGGAACGAGGCUGACGUGCCCGCCGAGUGGGACGCUCACAAGCAGGCACACAGCCGAUCCUUGCUGGAUGUAUGCUCCGCGUACUCGUCCGUAGUCGACCUAGCUCUGGACCUGCGCUACUACUCUUCGCUCUCCCAUCUCCACCAGUAUCUGCGUCACUUCCCCAAACUAGCCUGCUCGCGGCUACAGGAUGCGAUCAGCCCAUAUGCCAUUGAACCCGCGAUGGCUGCAGACAUGGUCCCGGCGUACUCAGUCGACGCACCCGCUCUCUCGCUGUCGACGUUUGAACUCUCUGACGUGCCCAUGCCGUGGGCGUCGCAGCUUUUGGGGCUGGUAUCAACCCAACGAGCAUGUAGCCGCCUGGACGACCUGCUAUUCGCAUUUAGGGACAGUACCCCGUCUGCGGAGCUUGUAGCCCGCAUUACGGAGGUGCUGCGUCUCGCCGGAGCCGGCCUCAAGACGCUCCGGUGGAGGGGUGAUCUCACUGAAGUGAGGCUGCUGUAGACGAAAUCCACAAGGGUUUUCCGCAACUUGGAGCAAGCACAUCACUGACAGGACUUGCGGUGGAACUCCGCCGCAUCAGCUCGUCGCUGCCGAGGAUCCAGACGGUUCUGGGUACCUUGUUGACUGACAUACAAAGCCCGCAUCUGGAACGCCUCCACAUAACAGUCUACCUGUC